Molecule: messenger RNA, 1126 nt
Organism: Mytilus californianus (California mussel)
Lineage: Eukaryota; Metazoa; Mollusca; Bivalvia; Mytilida; Mytilidae
Exons: 4
Coding region: 68-670 (200 amino acids)
Molecular function (GO): GTP binding
Source: RefSeq, a predicted model, not a curated record
UUGAAAAGCACAUCACUUCACAGGAAGACAUUGACGAGUUACAAUUCUUGUGAGUUAAAUUUGAGGUAUGGAAGAAGGAGAAGAAGAAUAUGAUUUAUCCAUUCAACAAUCCGAAGUUCCUAGAAGACGAAAGUACGAAGAAGAGGAAGAGAAUUCUCGUGCAUAUGAAAGAAAAAUCAGAAUAAUAUUAGUUGGAAGAACUGGGAAUGGAAAACGCGCAGUUGGUAACUCAAUAAUAGGAUAUACCGGCUUUGGAUCAUGGCUAAGUCCGUCAUCAAUAACUCAAAAAGGGGGUCUAGCACAAAUGAUGUGGGAUGACACAACUGUGAUUGAAGUUGUUGAUACACCAGGUUUUUUUGACACAGAUCCAAAGAAGUUGGUUGAGAAAGUUGCACUUGAAAUAGUUGAAUCGUUUGGGAUGAUAGCGCCUGGUCCACACGUGAUUCUUUACGUCCUAAGUUGUAGAGAAAAAUAUACAAAGGAAGAAGAACAGACGCUGAGGGAUUUUCAUGACAUUUUCACUGGUGAUGCGCUUAAACAUGUGAUAGCAUGUUUUACUGGAAAAGACAGCUUAGUUACAAAAACCACAGCUGAGUUUAUAUGUGAAGUUCCAAAAUGGAUGAGAGAUUUUCUUUACCAAAUAGAUAAUAGAUGGUUUUUUUAUCGAUAAUACAUUACAGGAAAACGAAAACCAGUGGAUAGAGCUCUUAGAGAUGGUUGAGAAAUUGCUUACCAAAAACAAAACUGAAUACUAUUCAAAUGAAAUACUCCGCGAUGUUACAGAUCAACUGCAAUUGAAGUGCAUUGAGGCAGACACAAAUUCGUCUAUGGGAAAUAGGAAGUGGGCAAUGAUCAAACGUAAUAUCGCUUGCCAAGGAAGUAACUUGGAUUAUUUGAAAGCAACAUUUGUAGGAGGAGGAAUCGGGUCUACAGUUGGAGCAAUUGGUGGAUUAUUUUUUGGAAAUCCUGUAUUUGGAGCAAUUGUAGGCGGGGCUGGAAGUUGUGUCAUGAGCAAUGCAUCAAAGGGUGUUAUAAGAUUAAAGCGUAAAAACAAAUGUGUCCUAUCCUGAAAUUGUUGAACUCAAUUAUCCUAUUUGUAAUCAUGUAGUAUUAUGGAUACAACAUA